UCAAGAUUUCUCUGCAAAGCUAAAGCUAGGCUUUAAUGAUUAACAGAGCUGGUAUCAGUCAGAGAAGAAUGAAUCAGUGCUUACGCAGAACCCCUGCCUAAAGGCCACAGCCACAAACUGAAGGGGAAACUCCAAGCAGGAACACACACAUGAAUACACCUUUUUAAGCUCAACUCUCAAUGGCACAGAGCAGAGAACAACUCAAAUCACCGAGAGGGCUGAACAACUCUGGACACAGAAGAGCUGAAAGUUUCAAGGUCUUGUUAUUUUUUUUCUCUCAAGGCUGAAAUCGUCCCGCACGAGUUCGAUCAUUAAUUUUGUCGAUAUCAGCCAUGCUGGUCAUUCCUAGUGAGAUAACGCACUAGGUAAAAUAAACAAGGAGGAUUUGGGCAGAAAGUCACCAAGGGCAGAGAAGAAAAGAUUGGAUUUCAGACCAUGGUAGAGACUGAGGAAACACUGGAGGAAUGGAAAAGGCUGGAACCAGAGUUUGGAGUGAAGGUUUUUCUCACUGUGUUCUACAGCCUCAUCCUGAUCCUUGGCAUUGUGGGUAACAGUGUCACCAUUCGAGUAACACAGGUACUUAAACAGAAUGGCUACCUACAGAAGAAUGUGACGGACCAUAUGGUGAGCUUGGCAUGUUCAGAUUUGUUGGUUCUUCUCAUUGGUAUGCCUGUGGAACUCUACAGUGCAACCUGGUAUCCUUUCACGUCUGCCGAAGGUAACGUGCCCUGCAAGAUCUACAACUUCCUGUUUGAGACAUGCAGUUAUGCUACCAUCUUAAAUGUUGCUACUCUGAGCUUUGAGCGAUACCUGGCCAUAUGCCACCCACUCCGUUACAAAGCGUUGUCAGGUGGACGUACAGCUAAGCUCAUCGUUUUUGCCUGGGUCACCUCAAUCCUAGUGGCAGUGCCCUUGCUUAUCACCACAGGAACACAAACUCACGUACUGAUGUCAAGGGCCCGUACCCACCACAAUCUGACAUUCUGCACCAACCACUCCCAAUACUGGGGUUUGUAUCGUGCCAGCAUUUUCGUGGCUUUUAUGGUGUAUAUUGUGGUGCUGGGUGUUGUUGCUUUUAUGUGUAGGAAAAUGAUUCUGGUUCUGAAGUCCACAAUGGCUCCCAUGGAGACAGCAACAGGUUCUUCAGAGAACUCAUCUAAACAUGUGAGCGACAAGGUGAAAUCAUCAAGGAAACAAACCAUCCUUUUUCUGGGAUUGAUAAUUGGAAUGUUGUUCAUAUGCUGGAUGCCGAACCAAGUUCGUCGGCUGAUGACGGCAGCUAUACCUAGGUCUUCUUGGAACAUAUCGAGCAUCAGAAGUUACGUGGUUCUUCAUCCUAUUGCUGACACAUUUUUCUAUUUAAGCUCUGUACUCAACCCUUUCCUCUACAACCUCUCAUCCCGGCAGUUCCGUUCAGUGUUUGUGCAAGUUCUGCGUUGUCGUUUAAAAUUAGAACAUGUCAACCGAAGAACUGUGAACACCUCAAGGGCGUUGCACGCGACCACACGCUCGUUACAGCCUUUGUUAAGGUCCCUGAGACGUAACAAACCGGAUGCCAAUACCUGUAGCGCUCCUCAGACGGACAGUAAUCCAGCAGUCCCCAAAUCGCAAUCCCCACACACGUCGGAAACUGAAGUCUGAAAGAGGGAAUGAUACUAUUUGCUUGGUAUGUCAUUAACUGUUCUGCAGCUUGAAUCAUGGCCUCCAUGCUAUUGUGGCACAAGGCAAUGUUAUUAUACACUGCUAUUAUAGUAUGAAGCUAGUACUUGCUUUCUCAUCUCAGUUUGAAAUUGUAGUAUUCAUAUGUAACAAAAACAAAUAGCUCUAUAUGUAUGGGAACCCCAGGGUGCAAGGUACACCGUAGUACACCAGUAUUUCAUAUUUUCACCAUCAUAGCAGAACUGAUGAUGGAUAUUGUUAGAAUGUUGAAGCACAGCUGUCUAUAGCCAGUGGGAUGUCACAGAUCCACAUACUCAAAGUUGUUUCAAGGUGAGAAGGGAGUACUAAAAGAUGAAAAACUGGUGAACUUUAACAAAAAAUAAGAGGUACCGAAGAUGAUUUGUCACUGUUAAGGCUUUAAAUUCUCUGUUAAUAGCAACUAAACAGUAUUGACUUUGUGUUUGACACUAUGUUAGUCUCAAACUGUUACUUGUUUCUGCGACAUCAAACGCUUGGCCAUAAGAACAAUAUUUUGAGACAUCCUCCUUUUGAAAAGAUUCUUGUGGUAAAGGAGAUUUCAGACCCAUAUGGGAACUCUGAUCAUUGUUAAGAUCACAAUGUAAAAUGACAGUAAUAAAAAGACUUCUUUUUAAACGAA
Molecule: messenger RNA, 2317 nt
Organism: Chanos chanos (milkfish)
Lineage: Eukaryota; Metazoa; Chordata; Actinopteri; Gonorynchiformes; Chanidae
Gene: gpr39
Product: G protein-coupled receptor 39
Exons: 2
Coding region: 436-1641 (401 amino acids)
Biological process (GO): G protein-coupled receptor signaling pathway
Cellular component (GO): membrane
Molecular function (GO): G protein-coupled receptor activity
Source: RefSeq, a predicted model, not a curated record